This is a messenger RNA of Dreissena polymorpha, 5693 nucleotides long. RefSeq lists its product as uncharacterized. NCBI's taxonomy places the organism in Eukaryota, Metazoa, Mollusca, Bivalvia, Myida, Dreissenidae. The transcript has 9 exons. The coding region runs from base 172 to 2595 and encodes 807 amino acids. The record is from RefSeq and is a predicted model, not a curated record.
AACAAGAAGUCGCUUAAAGCUGGGUCAUUAAGCUUACCUGUGUAAUGCAUUUGAUAAAUUCUACAAAAUGGCGGACGUGAAUUUGUUGUGUGUGUUUUGAUGAAACAUCGUUAACUUAAUGAAGAUAAAAUGAGCAAAUAAUCAAUUAAUGUACGGUUAUGCGGAUAAAAAAUGGCUAAGUACAGCAUGUCAAGAGUGGUGGUGAUGCUAGCUGGUAUCAGUUUUGUCUUAGGACAAGAUACAAAGUACAUGGACUCGCGCUCCUAUUGCGGCCAGACAUACCGGGUGGGAGACCAGAACGAGUUCUUCGUGGUUCCACGAGGGCCCGUCACCGAUGCCAACCCGAUCACUCAGUGCACCAUCACGUUUGAGUCUGCGUACACGAGCAACAACUACAAGUUUGAGCUUGUCAUGGAACGAAUCACUUUCGGCACGGACUGCGGGAUGAUGCUGAAGAUUUACGACGGGUCUUCUGUUGGUGGUCUAGGUCUGCAAACGUUGGGCUGUGGUACCGCGUCUACAGGGAAGCUGUAUCCAAAGUCUCAAGCGGUCACAUUUUAUCUCACGCGCACUCGAGUGCAGUAUGACUUCAGUUCAGACUUCCAAAUUCGAGUUAGGAUGUAUUAUGAUCCCUCAGCCGCUGAUAACAUAGUAGGCACAUCACGGUUCCCAGCUGGUGCCAUUGUGGGCGUGGUGCUGGGGGUGAUAGUUCUCGUUGCUGCGGGGAUCCUGCUAGGCUGGUGCUACAAGACCGGACGACUGCCGGGCAUGGACCCCUACAGUUACCCUGCAGGGGGGUCCAAGGCAGGGGGAGAUAAUUUCUCCCGUAUGGACGGCGGGGAUGACGGGACCUCCUCGACGAAUGGUGGCUUUAAGUCUUGGCAUAAUACAGAAUCGAAGACUGUCACAGAGAAAGAGCCGAAGAGCCAUUUUGAUAUGGAUGAUUCUAGAAUGUGGGAAUCUUUGACUAAUAUUAGUUCUGGUGGCAAUAGUGCCGUUAAUGCAAAUGUGAAUAAGCCUGUGUUAACCAAACCUCCUCCUUUGCGACCUGUGCCUAUCGUCGGUAAGUCGGUUCAAAACAAGGCAAACACUAACUCUCAGAGGCUCGAUCCAAGUAAUUUGUCCAAUUCACCCAAAACGAGGGUAAGGGGACGAGGCGAAUCAAAAACUGAUCCCUACAAUACCAUAAACGACAAUUUCAGUAGGGAUGCUAAUGAGAGAGACAGUGGCAAUAGUGGGAACUCUUUAUUAGAUGAGAUCAAAGCUAAGAGGAACUCUUUUGGUGUUUUCGUUAACCCCGACAAAGAGGGAUACCUGUAUGACUACGAUCAAGUGAAGAAGCUGGAAGGAGACCAACCUGAUAAAACUGUGGAAAUUCCAAAAACGCAGGACUUUGGCUCCGAACUUCGAAAUGCAAUUCGAAAAUCAAGUUUGCGACGGGCAAAAUCAGACACAAACACUAGUGACAGUGAUGCCAAUGGUAAAGUGGAUUCCAAUGCGUCCAAUGAUUCUUCCGCAUUUAACAGCACAAACGCUGUCAACAAGACGGAUGGCGAAACAACCGGACCAGAGGCCCAGUCCUCGCCAAAACCCACCAAGAAAAAACGCAAAAGUUCCAAGGAACGAAAGUCCAAAAAGCAGAAAGAUGACAAAUCUCCCUUAAAAUCUCCCAAGAAAAACAACGACACCUCUAACGACACUGAUGCAAGUGUACCCCCAGAGGUGUACCAGCCGAUCUUCUCUGAAGACGAAAACAAUGACAUAAGUGCUGACUACUCACACAUGUAUCAACCAGGUUACCAAGGGCCCCACCAGCCAAUGCCCAUGUACGACCCGCGCUAUCCCAUGGGUCCCUACCCGCCUGGCAUGCAGGGAAUGUACCCGCCCGGGGUGCCCUAUCAGCAGGCGGGGCAGGCCCAGUGGUAUAUGGAGGCCGACCCGAACGGCCAACAUAAGAUGGCUUUCGCCAUGCAGACCCAUAGCCAGAGCGAUGCUGGUAGUGGCAGGCAUCACGGUGAACCUAACUUCACAUCCACUCCAUAUAAAAUUGGUACUGGUAACCGACCUAACCAGUCUGCUCUGGUCCCUGCUGGCACUAUCUUAGAUGACCCAGAGAUUCCUCAGCCUGGUACAUCCCUCAUGCGCUAUGGUGAGGACCCGUUAUCUGGCGUCAAGACUUCUCAGGUGGUUUGGACAGACGCCAGGCGUGACCCAACUGACCCUCCGCCCGAUUCCAGCUCUCAGGUGACCAGGAAAACUAUAACCAGGAUCACUACAAGAGCCACCAAGGAUGAGCUGCCUGAUCAUGCGGGACCAAGUCUUCAGGACAUGUCCUGGCAGGCAGCCCAAAACAUUCAGGCUAGCGGCGGUCAUGAGCCUGCCUUCAUGUCUCCCACCAGGGCAGCGUACCAGGCCAAUGCUAUACAGUACGCCAAUGAGACCCCAGACCGUUCCAACGCGUCCUACUACACAGGCGGAUCUCGUCACCCGCCUCGCUCCAUCGCUGGUCCCCCGCCGCCCGUGAUCCAUGAGGAACCAGACAGGAACACAGCUUUCAGGGAUCGUAUAGUCCUUAACAACUCCGGCAUGAUCUAGUUACUAGAAUGAGUUUGUUUUCCUGUCAUGUAGAUAAAUCUAUAGCAGGCCUUUUCCCUGGAUUUUGUGAAGGCACCAGGGCAUACUUACAAUUGGCUAUUGUUUUUGAAAUUUUUCUGUAUUUGAUGAGUUCUAUAACUUAAUUCCUUCAUUACUUCAGAACUAGGACAUGCACAUACUCACAAUAAAUGCACAGGGUGUUCCUGAAUUUAAAGUUUAGGUACAGGGUUAUCCUUAUUUGACAAUUCAUAUAUAGGGGUACUCCUGAAAAUUCAACCACAAGGGUACCACUGUGCUUAUAGACUCUAGGGAAAAGGCCUUAUAGGCAAUUUAAUUCACUGCAGGACAACCUGUUUGAAUAAUAUCACUCGUUCCUGUUUACAUUGGGUUGACCUACACAGACUGUGUAGGUCUUACGUAUUUACUUACUUACUGUGAUGUUUUCAGAUUAGGCAAACAUUAAUUUAUCAGGUCUUGAUGACUGAAAGGUCUGCAAACUCAUGUUUCAAGAUUCCAUAACUCAUUUGUGGAUUAAAUAGACUUGUUCACAGACUGGCAAAUUGACUAUUUAAAAAUAUUGUCUAAUAUUAAAAAGAAUAUAUACUUUGUUUUUUAACAAGAUUGAAAACUCAUGAUUAAAAAAAUAUUAAAAAUAUCAGUUUGUUAAUGUAUACUAUUUUUAUAUUGAUAAGUAUGAAAAGUGUCUAUUACAAACACAAAUUCAAAUCCCAAUUCAAGGCAAUAUUUUGUAUUCGAUGUUUUUUUUCUUGAUAUCAUAGUUUCAACAAUAUUCUGUUUAAUAAUGUUUGUAAGUAAAUAUAUUCAAUGACUCUUCUAACACAAACUAAUUUGAAGACAAGUUCCUUAAAUGUCACUGUUUCUAGUUGUUUAAAAUUAAGUGAAAAACAUUCUGAAUAUUUGUACUCAUGUUUCAUCUUGUUUAUACUGCAUAAUAUAUUUAUGUUAUGACAUAGAUUUGAUAUUACUACUGUUUUAUUGUAGUCGAUGCACUUUUUAAAUAGUUUUAUAAAUGUAUUUUUACAUGAAUAUAAUUUUUUGUAUACAUUAUUCAGGGGUGUAAAAUUCCCCAUUUUAUUUCACACCCUGAAGGAUAAGUGAUUUCAAAUCCUUAUUUGUCCUUUCAAAAACUCGCCCAUAAAAAACAUAUGGUUAAAAGAUCAUAAAUACAAAUUUUCUUGUACAAAUUCAUAAUUCUUUUAACAUUUACUUUAAAUUAUUGUUAUCUUUAAUGUUCCUUACCAUUCUACAGCGCAUGAUACAGAAUACCAGAACAUGACAGUGUAAAUAAAGGUUUUGAGAGAUGACGAAUUUGCAUACUCCAUUAAAUUUACAGUGGUCAGGAAGUGCCUGUAGGCAUACAGUAGUAAAUAAGUAUUGUUCUAAACAGACAUUCCAGAAUAGGCUGAUACCAAGCACCUUUCUAUGUCCGCAUUUUAUUAGAAAAUUAUUCACUGUGGCUCUUGGGUUGGCGGUUUACAUCUUCAUCGUGAUUAUGGCAUUUUAAGAUUUUAAACAUAAAAGUGCAUAUCAGUGAGACCAUCAUAAUAUGAAUCAACCAUGAUAUUUCCAAAUUGAAUAUUUAAACAUUAAUUGUUACUUUGUUAUUGAUCAGUGUUUUUAAAAAUUCUUUAGGAGUAUGCAAGUGCUUAAGAACAAAAGUACAUGUAUGUUCUUUUUGUGUAUAUUAGGCUUUUACCAUUCAUCCUUUAUGCAAUAAUUAGAGUUUCAUAUGACGUAAUAUUCAAAUCAUAGUGCAAAGGCUGUUAGAUACAUUAUUAUCCCCCGCCAUAGGCGGAGGGAUAUUGUUUUGGCGUUGUCCGUCCGUCUUUCCGUCCGUCCGGAGCCAUAUCUUGGAAGUGCUUUGGCGAAUUUCAUUGAAACUUGGUAUGAGUAUAUAUAUGGAUAAUAGGAUGAUGCACGCCAAAUGGCAUUGUACACCAUCUGAUAAUAACAGAGUUAUGGCCCUUUGUAUCUUGAAAAAAAAUGCUUUUUUUAGUGUCAAAUAUAAGACUUUUGUGUACAGAAGCAUAUUGGCGGGGGAUAUCAAUUCAAAGAAUUUGCUUGUUUGUUUAAACUGUUGGGGACAAAUAGGUUUGCUUUUUCCAUUUGUUGAAGCAUAUGUUCAUGUUUUAGUGUAGUAGCAUUGUUAUCAAUGUGGCGAAACAAUAACUUUAAUUAUAUCUGUAAAAUUGAGUGAUAUGUAAAUGUACUGCAGUACAGAAAGCAUUUGUGAAUGGACAGCAAUUUUAAGUCUUGUUUGUCUUAUCUCAUUUUGAUUUCAACAUAGUAUUCAUCAUUUUAUGUCGUAACUAGUUGCGUGCAAUAGAAUUGCGUACAGAUUGGUUCAUUUCUAAUAAGCUCUGGAAUAUUUUUGUUUAACAUUCCAAUAUAAUUGUAUAGAAUUACUUCCAUACAUAUAUACCACAGGUGCAAGCACCAUCAUCAGUUUCAUUUUUCUCACCACCAACAUCUAAUCCCACUACGAACAUAACCAACAUCAUCAGCAUUAUCAUUUUCAUGAUCACCACCCUCAUCAUCAGCAGCAGCAGCAUUUCACAUUGUCAUAGCAUCCACAUUAACAUCAACAUCACCACCAUGAAAAAUCACCUAAAUUUCUGAAAUGUUUAACUUUAAUGCAUUUCUCUAAAUGUUAGCUAUUGUACCCCAAAGCACAGUAGAGAUGGUAUACUGUAAUCAGCAUGUCUGUCUGUCUGUCUGUCUGUAGAAUCAAAGUGGUCUAAAAAAAUUAUUCCUCCUCUUUCCAUUUUUCAACAUUUAAACUUGCAAACAUUCUUUGUUAUAUUGCAUCACUCUACAUUAAAAUUUGCUAAAUUGAUGUGCCUUUGUAAGUUUGUUCAACUUAGAAUUUCAUUUAACAUGAUUAUAACAUGUUAAAAUGUCUAAAGUUUUGGAGGGGGGGUAUUCAUUAUUGCAGUGCAGUUUUAUUUUUCUUUGUGAUUUUUUAUAUUUUUCUUUUAUAAAAAAUUAUUUUUAUUGUAUAACUCACAAUCUCACAAUCAUUGUACAUAUUUUACCUACAUUAAUGUGGUUAGUGAUAGAAAUAAAUAUUUACAUUA